This is a messenger RNA of Oncorhynchus tshawytscha (Chinook salmon), 1842 nucleotides long. Its product is annotated as zinc finger protein 501. Lineage: Eukaryota; Metazoa; Chordata; Actinopteri; Salmoniformes; Salmonidae. The record is from RefSeq and is a predicted model, not a curated record. Bases 1 to 1311 code for a protein of 436 amino acids. The transcript has 4 exons.
AUGACUGUCACGGUGAAAGAGGAGGAGGAGACUGGAGAUCUGAUUAACACCAGAGAGAGACACGACUAUCCUGGAUCCUCUGGGGAGCCUCAACAACAUCCUGAUGCUGACGAGGAAGAAAAGAGUCUCUCCAGAUCAGCACACAAGAUGGACAACGCUAGCCCUUCCUCCCUCCCGGAGUCCCCGUGUCGUGCCUCUCCCAGUAGCACCUUACUGCUGGGUAUGAAGAGGUUGUCUGUGCUGCUGGUGGACUGCAGGAAAACAACGGGGCUGAGUGGAACUGUGAGAGGAGGAGAAGAGAUGAAAGGAUCAGAUUUGACUCAUCAAAGAGAAAGACCAGACUCAGAGGAACCAGAGACGUCCAAACCAGCAAGACGACACCACUGCUCCCACUGUGGAAAGGGUUUUAACCAGUUAGGGGACCUGAAAACACAUGAGAGAAUACAUACAGGAGAAAAGCCAUACCACUGCUCCAAGUGUGAAAAAGGUUUUAACCAGUUAGGAAACUUGAAGCGGCAUGAGAGAAUACAUACAGGAGAAAAGCCGUACCACUGCUCCCACUGUGGAAAGGGUUUUAACCAGUUGUGGGACCUGAAAGGCCACAAGACUUUGCACACAGCGGAGAAGCCUUAUCACUGCUCCCUUUGCGGAAAGAGUUUUACAGUGUUAGGGAGCUUGAAAAUACACGAGAUAAAUCACACAAGGGAGACGCCUUACCACUGCUCCCAGUGUGAAAACAGUUUUACCGAGUUAGGGAGCCUGAAAAUACACGAGAGAAUACACACAGGAGAGAAGCCUUACUACUGCUCCCAGUGUGGAAAGAGAUUUACCCAGUUAGAAAGUCUGAAAGAGCAUAAGAUACUGCAUACAAGGGAGAAGCCUUACCCCUGCUCCCUUUGUGUAAAGAGAUUUUCCUCAUCAGGGUGCCUGAAAAGACAUGAGAGGACACACACAGGCGAUAAACCUUUCCAAUGCUCCCAGUGUGGAAAGAGUUUUUCCUUGUUAGCGAGCCUGAAAAGACAUGAGAGGACACACACAGGAAAUAAGACUCAUCACUGCCCCCAGUGUGGAAAGAGUUUUAAGCUGAAAGGACAACUGAACCAGCAUGAGAGAAUACACACAGGGGAGAAGCCAUACCACUGCUCCCAGUGUGAAAAGAGUUUUGCCUGGUUAGGGGACCUGAGAAGACAUGAGAGGACGCACACGGGAGAGAAGCCUCAUCACUGCUCCCAGUGUGGAAAGCGUUUUACCCAGUUAAGACACAUGAAAAGACAUGAGAUAAUACACACAGGAGAUAAGAACGUAGGCUGAACAGUGAGACAUAGGACAGAUGUAGGCUGCUGAACAGUAGGACAUAGGACAGAUAUAGACUGAACAGUGGAACAGAGGACAGAUGAAGGCCCAAUACAUGAUGGGACAGUAGUCCCCAGACACUCUGAAUGUGUCUUGACUUUCGGGUUUUUUUCCUCCUGCAUGUAUUAUAAAGGAUUGUGUUUGUGGAUGUGUUUUCUGGGUGAGGGUUUGGUUUGUGCCCGAGCACAGCUGAUUCAAAGAACCAACUCAUCAUCAAGCUUUUCUUAUUUGAAUGGGCUGUGUAGUGUUAGAGGACCUGAAAGAAUACAGAGGUUUUGUUCUGGCUGUUGUUUUUGACUGAGAAUUGUUCUGACUUUUCUCUUUUUCUUUUAAGUUGUUGAAAUGUUCCCGGAAUCACUGACCUUCACAUCUUAAAGUAAUGAUGGACUAUCAUUUAGCUGUCUUCAGUAUACCACCCCUACCUUGUCACAACACAACUGAUUGGCUCAAACACAUUAAGAAGGAAAGAAAUUGCACAAAUUAACUUUU